Messenger RNA from Rhizophagus irregularis DAOM 181602=DAOM 197198, 1437 nucleotides. RefSeq lists its product as uncharacterized. NCBI's taxonomy places the organism in Eukaryota, Fungi, Glomeromycota, Glomeromycetes, Glomerales, Glomeraceae. The record is from RefSeq and is a predicted model, not a curated record.
AUGUCCAAGUUAAAUGGAGAUAUUCUUUAUUUGAUAUUCAAAGAAUUGGAAGAUGAUAAAAUGACUUUAAUUUCAUGUCUUUCAGUCAAUAAAAUUUGGUGUGAAAUAAUUAUUCCAAUUUUUUGGAAUGAUCCUUGGAAAUAUUUAAGUAGAGGAAGAGAAAAAUUAUUAUUAGAAGUAAUAAUUUCACAUUUAUCAGAUGAAUCAAGAGAUAAUUUAAGUAAAUAUUUGAUAAAAUCAUUUAAAAAACCUUUAUUUAACUAUAUAAGUUUUUGUAAAAUUUUAAAUUUAAUUGAAAUAGAAAAGAUCAUUUAUAUUUCAAUAGAUUAUAAUUUUUUAUUAGAUAUUUCUUUACUUAAAGAAGAAAUAUUUAAUCUUUUUAUUAAUAACAAAGCAAAAUUUACACAUCUUUAUAUGCCUUAUGGAUUUAAUUAUCAAAUACAUCUUAUUCCUGGAGCUAAAGAAAGUUUUUCAGAAAUUGAAUUCCUUAAUUUUAAUGCUGGUAUAGAUGAGAAAAUUUUGAUUGGAUUAUCAGAAAUAUGUAAAUCGAUUAAAAAAUUGGAUUUUUUCAUCCAAUUUUUUGUCAAAACAAAUAAUAAUGAUGGAAUUAUUAGGUUAAUUGAUUCACAAAAAAAAUUAAAUCAAGUAUACUUUGAAUUAGAUUAUGAUAAUGUUGAUGAAUCAUUUUGUAAAAAUCUUGAAAAUUCAUUAAUUAAACAUGGAAAGACUAUAGAAUAUAUUAAGAUAGUAGAUCAACCAAUCACAAAUAUUCUUUCAUAUUUUGAAAAUUUAAAAAUUUUAGAAGUGAUUGGUAUAAAUUACAACGCAUUAUGGGAUGAAUUAGCAACUGUAUCUUUACCCUUUUUACAACUUUUGAACGUUAAAAAUGUUCCAAUCAACGUUUUAACAAGUUUAAUUGAAAAAACGAAAGGAUAUCUUAAUGAAAUAAAAAUAGGUUAUAUAGAUCAUGAUGAAAUUGAUAACAAAAGACUCAUUCGAGCUAUUUAUCAAAAUUGUCCUAAUCUUAAAUAUCUUAAACUGUUAAUUAAGGAUAGUAAUAUUUGGGAAUUGGAAAAAUUAUUAAUUAAUUGUAAAUAUUUAGACGGAUUAUUUAUUAUGACUGAAGAUCAUAUUGAUUGGGUUGAAUUAUUCAAAAUAUUAACUAGGUCAUCACCUACUAGUUUGUUUAAGUUUAAAUUUUAUUUUUCCGUGGCUCCUCGUCCGGAAUUUUUAAAAUUAUUUUUUGAUAAUUGGAAAAGUAGACAUUCAAUGUUAUUAUAUACCAUUCCAGAAGGUGAAUAUGUAACUGUAGAUAUAGACUAUUGUGAUAUGAUCGAAAAAUAUAAAGCGGAGGGAGUAAUUAAAGUAUAUCAUAAUAGUAUAUUUGGAGUUUAUUUUGAAGAUUUUGAAUGGAUUAGAAAAAAAAAUUCAAAUUAA